Molecule: messenger RNA, 5018 nt
Organism: Drosophila simulans
Lineage: Eukaryota; Metazoa; Arthropoda; Insecta; Diptera; Drosophilidae
Product: retrovirus-related Pol polyprotein from transposon 297
Exons: 2
Coding region: 1664-4777 (1037 amino acids)
Biological process (GO): DNA integration
Cellular component (GO): mitochondrion
Molecular function (GO): nucleic acid binding
Source: RefSeq, a predicted model, not a curated record
ACUACUCAAAGUUUAGCACACAUCUGUCUAUGGAGCGGGCGAUGGAGCUGCUAUGCAACCUUGAUGACGAGGAACGCAGCAACCUGCGCUCCGCUCUUGGCAGGCUGGAUGCCGACAAGGAAAAAAAAUUAUACGAGAAAGUCGAUGGGUGCUUAACUGAGGAGUUCAACCUUCAACCUACAGACGACAACGAAGUCGUUUCUGGAGGCAACGAUCUUUUGGACACAACGGUCUCUGCUCGGAAGGCCCUAUCAACCUUCCACAUAACUGGCGACGAGGAUCAACACAGAAAAAAUAAGGAAACCAGCCAUACGUCAAGAAAUUCAAUCGGAACCACAGUAAGCUGUUCUUAUGUAAUUUAAGUCCGGAAAUCUUCAAUACGUUAACCAAUGCACGUGGCCGAGUAUAAAGAGGAACAUAAAACAUAACUGGAAAGCUUUGGAACACCUGCAUGUACGGAGUGACGAAACCCAACCUGGAGAAGAAGAACUUAAGCUGAUAAAAUUUUUUUUUCUUCGACAAAGCUCUUUAUGCUAGCUAAGAUAAGAAACUAAAAGCUAACUAUUAAUACUUGCGAACCUCGAGAGAAAACAAAGAAAUCUAAAAUGAACGAAAAUAGCUUAGCCGCAUUUAACUCAACAAUGAACUGCAUCAAGUUAAUACAAAAUUUUGAUGGUACUGAUACAAAUCAAUUGCCAGAUUUAAUUACACAAAUAGAAAAUAUCCUUCCUUCUUUUGAUGUUUUCGACACGAAUACAAAAAAUAUUUUGUUUGGCUUUAUAAAAAAUAAAUUUGUGGGAUUAUGCAGGCCAGUGAUUCAUAGGCAUGGAAAUAUGACAGAGUGGGAAAGUUUUAAACGUGUAAUUCUGAAAAAUUUCGGGGAAAAAGAAACAAGCGAUGUCUUAAUGGAUAUGUUAAAAUUGUGUCGAGUGGAAUCAACUAUAGAAGAAUAUUAUAACAAAAUUAAUGAAAUUUCGAAUAGGGUACACAACCGGAUACUGAUCCAUGACGACAAAACAUACACCACAUUAGAAGUGAACCGAAUUGCACUCCGCGUUUUUAGAGACAACUUGCCUGAACCUACAAAAACGUUAAUAUUCGCGAGAAACCCAAAUUCCGUAGAGGAUGCCUAUAAAAUCAUUGAAGAUGCUCGGCAUCAAAGCUACACAUUAUACGGACCAAUUCGAAGAAAUAAUAGGUACAAUAAACCCAACUUCAGAACCAAUUUCAGUAAUGAUAAUAGAAAUGUAAACGAACCAGUCGUUACAGAAAGAAGCCUUGAUGAAGCCAAUAGGUUUCAACAAAAUAAUGUUGAACAACAAGAAAAUUCAAGAACUGAAGGUACGCCUAGGGUAAAUAAUAGAAGGCAGGGAUAUCAAUAUCAAUCGAAUAAUAGCUCAACUUCUAAUUCUGCUCGUGUCUCAACAAAUAGUCGAAAUGUGCAAAGCUCUGAGCAAAGCAGGCGUAGUUUCGAGCCAAUGGAUAUUAAUCAAUCAAGUGUAAAUUUUCAGAUAGAGGAUCAAGACGAAUACCAUAUAUAGAAGUUCAAGGUAAAAAGAGGCCAUUAUUAUUUAUUAUUGACACUGGAGCAGAAUUCAGUGUAAUAAAUGAUAAUUUGUGUCACCCGAAGUGGAAAACAGACAUUGACAUAGAAGUAAAAGCAAUGGGAAACAAAAUUAAAAUAGGAAAAUUAUGCAGGUUUCCAUGUUUUCAAGAAUUUGAAGCUGAAGGUUAUAUUUGUGAAUUUCUAGAGUAUAAUUUUCACAACUAUUUCGAUGGGCUAAUUGGCUGUAACAUACUUAAUGACUUGCAUGCAGUCAUCGAUUACUCAAACAAAAAGAUUCAACUCAAUAAUGUUUAUUUAGAUCUUUUAGUUCAGGAAAACCACUUGGAUCUUGGCAUACAUAACUUAAUUCCAAUGAACUUAAUUUGUCCACAGGCCAGAUCCUCAAUAAAUGAGCUUAUACAAAAAUUCGAACAUAUUUUUUACAAAGAAGGCCAAGACCUAAGUUUCACAAGUGAAAUCAAACACAGGAUUAUUACAAAGAAUGAUCUUCCCAUUUAUUCGAAAACAUACAAAUACCCAGAAAUUCACAAAGACGAAGUUAACCGGCAAAUAGCAGAAAUGUUAGAUCAAGGAAUUAUAAGACACUCUAAAAGCCCAUAUAAUAGUCCUUUGUGGGUUGUUCAGAAAAAAAUGGACCAGUCCAAUAAGCAAAAGUGGCGGCUCGUCGUAGACUACCGUAAACUUAAUAAGGAAACCAUUGAAGAUCGAUUCCCGAUCCCAAAUAUAGACGAGAUUUUCGACAAAUUGGGCGACUGUAAAAUUUUUUCAACUUUAGACCUUGCAAAAGGUUUCUAUCAGAUAGAAAUGGACAACAAAGAUGUUCACAAAACAGCCUUUUCAACAACCAGUGGCCAUUACGAGUUCCUUCGUAUGCCUUUCGGACUACGGAACGCACCUUCAACAUUUCAAAGGCUAAUGAAUAAUAUCCUUAGCCCCUAUACCGGACAAUUUUGCAUUGUUUACAUGGAUGACAUCCUUAUAUUUUCUAAGAAUAUAGGGGAACACGUCAAUCAUUUAAGCUGUAUCUUCAGCUGUCUAUCUAAGGCAAAUUUAAAACUCCAAUCAGACAAAUGCGAGUUUGCCAGAGAGGAGAUUGAAUUUCUCGGACAUACCAUUAAUUCAGAAGGUCUAAAGCCAAGUCAGAAGAAAAUUGACGCAAUUUGUAAGAUAAAUUUACCGACAAACCAGAAACAAAUUAAAAGUUUUCUAGGCAUCACAGGUUAUUUGAGGCGCUACAUAAAAGACUACUCCAAAAUUGCCCAGCCCUUAAUAAAAUACUUAAAGAAAAAUUCUAAAAUAAACACACAUGAUCAAGAAUACGUAGAAGCUUUUCAAAAACUAAAAAUCCUAAUAACAAGCGAUCCGAUAGUCGUUUACCCAGAUUUUAACAAACAAUUCACGAUAGUUACAGACGCAAGUAACUAUGCAUUAGGCGCCGUGCUCAUGCAAGAUAAUAAAGUAAUUUCUUAUGCUAGUCGUUCUCUUAAAAAUCAUGAACUUAAUUACAGUACAAUAGAAAAAGAGCUUCUUGCAAUCUAUUGGUCAACAAAAUUCUUUAAAUAUUAUAUUUAUGGAAGAAAGUUUAUAAUUAAAACCGACCAUAGACCCCUAGUUUGGCUUAAUAAUCUAAAGGAACCCAACCUAAAGUUACAACGUUGGAAAGUGCAAUUAAACGAGUUUGAUUUUGACAUAACAUUUAUAAAAGGUAAAGAAAACGCUUUAGCAGACGGACUUAGCAGAAUUGUCAAAGCAUCAACAGAAGAGUAUGAUAAAAAUGCCCAAACAAAUAUAGAAAUUAAUAACUUAGAUAUAUUUAUGCUAGAGAACACUAACACAUUACCGGAAGUUACGCCUAAGACAAAAAUUAUAAAUGAAGAUUUCUCGAAAGAUCUAAUUCAUAUAUUUGCCAACGAUAUUGACGAUUUGGAAACUAUUCACAGUGCGGACUCAGACGAUCUUAAUUUUAUUAGUAUUACAACUAAUUGUCUAAACGUUUUUAAAAUCCAAAUACAAAUAAUAGAAGCGGAAAGCGAUUUAAGUACCUUCAAAAUUUUGCAUAACAAGAAAAUACGACAUAUCUUUAAAUCAAGCGGAAAUCAGGAAAAUAUGCUUAAGUUCAUGCAAGAGAAACUGCCAGAAAAAGGCUUAGUUGUAAUAUUUUGUGAAAAUUUAAGUUUAUUUGUAAAAUUUCAAGAAAUUUAUAGGCAGUAUUUUUCAAGUAAUAAAAAUUUAAGAAUUCUAAAGUCAGGUACAUUGUUAGAAGACAUAAAUGAUAAAGAAAAACUCCUGAAGAUUAUCGAAAACGAACACAUAAAGAAUAAUCACAGAGGCAUUAACGAAAUUUUUAUAUCUAUAAGAGAAAAAUACUAUUAUCCAAAAAUGCAAAAGUUUAUUCAAAAUUAUAUUAACAAUUGUAAAAUUUGUAAUUUAGCCAAAUAUGAUAGACAACCUAUAAAAUAUAAUUUUAAUAUUACAGAAACGCCAGAUAAAAUAAACGAUAUAAUUCACAUAGACAUCUGGUAUCCUAAAAGAAACAUUAUGUACGUUACAUCAAUUGACAAAAUGUCUAAAUAUGCCACUGCUCAACAUAUUAAAGACAGAUCUUGGAUUUCUUUGCUUAACGCAAUCAAAUUAAGAAUUCAAUACUUAGGAAAGCCGAAAAAGAUUGUAACUGAUAACGAAUUCGAUAUUGUCGUAAUUAAGCAAUUUCUCCUCGAAAAUAACAUAGAUAUACACUUUACAACUCCUUAUAAGAAAACUGGAAACUCUGAUGUGGAAAGAUUGCACUUAACCCUAAAUGAACAUAUGCGAUUGUAUAAUGCUGAUCCAAACAAUUUUGACACUAUUCAAGAAAAUGUUUAUAAAGCAAUUGUUUGCUAUAAUAACACAAUUCAUUCAACCACAAAUAUUAGACCGAUAGAUUUAUUUAAUAAUAUACUUUGUCACGAAGACAUCUCUAAACUAUCCGAAAAGCUAGUAAGAAACAAACAAACUUUAAAUGCAAAACAGGAUAACAUAAACGAGUCAAACUUCUCAAAUAUAUUUGUAAAAAAUAAUCAAGUAGGAAAAUCAAAUCCAAAAUAUAAAGAAAUAAGUAAUUACACUCAAUACGGUAACUACUUGAUUAAUAAUAAAGACAAUAAACGAAAAAUCUAUAAGGAUCAGGUGAAACGGAAAUAUAAAUAUCAAAAUGAAGAUUGUGAAACCUAACAUUUCUGUACUCCUAUUAUUUACAUAUGUAUUACUUAAUGAAAUAAUUUCAACCACAUACUUGAAACUUACGCUGGGGGAGUCAUGUAUACCCUUACAUACCCUCUUAUUAGAUUAAGUUAUGUUAGAAUACACAUGGCGCUAAGCUUUUUGUCUGAGCUUAGCUUUAUUUUUAGUGAGUAGAUAAGAAGACCUCGAUCUGUACACAUCAUUGAAUAAACCCUCAAUUUGUUAAGCGAAA